AUGUUGAAGGAGGACUCAUUGGAUGAUGCUGUCAAGAAUGAAUUUACCAAGCGACUCAAGCAGCAGGCACAAGGUGCCCAAGUGCCUCCUUCAUCCAUGAAGGACUGCUCCUCUAAGAAGAGCCACCUACACAAGGAAAAUCAAGAGGAUAAUGAAGAUGAUUUCAUGUUCGACAAUCCACACACCGUUGAUGAUGAUCCUGAGGAUGCAAGCCACAUCGAAGAGUCUACCCCCCACUCUGAAGACUCACAUGAGCUGGUACCUGAGACACCCAUUCAUCGAUCGCAACGUCAUCAUCAUCAUGAUGAAUCGGAUUCGCCUCCUUAUGUUCCCCCAACACAGAUUAGUUGUGGGCAUGUUGGGAAGCGCCUUGAGGAUAAUGAGGAUGAAGGGGAGGGGAGGGAUGAGGAUGAAGAGGAGGUGAAGGAUGACAAGGAUGAUGAAGGUAGGGAUGAAUCAGCUGAGAUCAAUAAGAAUGAGGAGUGUGAUGAACAGCAGCCCUCCAGGCCUCCAAAAUGCCAAACCAGGAUGAUGGUCAAGCUGAAAGAGGCUGGUGGCUCCAAGCCUUCUGUGCGUGUCUCCUCCAAUGCCACCCUUGGGGCCAAAGCACAGCCAUCAAAGGGAAAGAUGGCUAUCAAGGUCUUGAUCCUGCAUCUGCAAUGUAGUGGCUCUUUCUAUUAG
Messenger RNA from Cantharellus anzutake, 681 nucleotides. RefSeq lists its product as uncharacterized. The record is from RefSeq and is a predicted model, not a curated record. The transcript has 4 exons. Bases 1 to 681 code for a protein of 226 amino acids. Lineage: Eukaryota; Fungi; Basidiomycota; Agaricomycetes; Cantharellales; Hydnaceae.